This is a messenger RNA of Babesia ovata, 1713 nucleotides long. RefSeq lists its product as uncharacterized. The coding region runs from base 1 to 1713 and encodes 570 amino acids. The transcript has a single exon. Lineage: Eukaryota; Apicomplexa; Aconoidasida; Piroplasmida; Babesiidae. The record is from RefSeq and is a predicted model, not a curated record.
AUGAUGUUUUGGUUGGCAAAUAUUUGGUGUGCCGUUUGUGUUUUGGUUGGAUGUUCGGCGAGUGGUAUGGUUUUGGACCUUGCUUCUGAUGUUUUACCUGAGGGGGUUGAGGCCUUCUAUGGAACCUUCUCGAAUGGCGGCGUAUACAGAUUUAUACGCGGCGUGGAGGAUCUCAUUACGGAAAUAAGAUACGGCGAUGAGCGGAUUUAUUACCUCUCUGGUCGGGAGGCUUAUGUGAUUUACUCGCAUGUAGAGGAGUUCAUAUGCAAUAGUGAAACAUACAUAAGAUUUUACUUUGGCCUAAACGUAGAUAGAGGUGUUGUAUUCGGCAGCCACACAGUUCAAAUUAAAGAGAAUAAAAUUCAUCCUAUAAAAUCGUUGGAUUUUAAGAAAGUUAUUAGUGGACCGAUUUUGCUAUCAGUUGAUACUACACAAGGAAUGUUGCAUCCCUUGGUAGUUUUGUCUCAUGGACGGUACUGUGAAGGUUCAGCUACAUAUAAUGUGAUUGACCGUGUGCUUCUUGAUACCGGGUUUACUGUUAGGAUGCAACUAUGGUUAUACAAAGUCGGGGAAAUACGUGUCUCGCACAUUAAUGAGACUUCCCUUCGAUGCAUAUCUAUAUUUCGUAUGGCAUGCAAGAAAUUUAUCACAUUUAUGCAAAACCAGUACUUUUAUAUCCGCGCAGACAACAAAGUCGAUGUGCAAAUUGAUAUAUCUCAUAUAAUAAAAAUGAACCCAUCCCAAGCUUGUAAUACAUCAUCGAGCUCGAGUGCUUCCGUGUCGUGUGGCGGAUCAUCCAGCAGCAGUGUGGUAUCCGAAUCGACAUCGCAGUUGGCCCUAUUAUCAGGUCGCAUAGGAGAAGGUAAUCACUUUUCAACUGCAGACCCAUCAAAUACAUCUACGCGUUCAAUAUAUCUACUCGUACCAUCGCGAGUGUAUGACUCACCACUCUUUGAGGAAUACGCAACAUAUGAUGCCUCGAGUAAUACCGUGAUAUAUGACAUGCUCUUCCUCAUUGCGCAUUUAGGUGCACAAGGUCAGGGCAAAUCGCGCAUAACCAUUCAUUUGACCGCAAUUCCUGCCGUUGUCCGCUCAAAUACCCCUUCUGUUGUAUCGUGCGAUUCAACAGAUGCCGCGCCAAAUUCAUCGGGAGGUAACGAUUCACACGCCAACUCCGCCACGCAAAAAGAAGGGGGUACCAACGAGUCAGGCAACUUAGACAAUUCCAUCACAGAAGCAAGGGCGCCGCAUCACGAUGAAUUAGGUGAUGUGCUUGCGGAAUCAGAUAAUCUGUUAGGAGAACAGGUACCGUUCGACGUACUCCAGACGAUGAGCGGCAUUACACCUCCGACUCCAAACCCCGAUGCAUCGAACAUGGGCCAUGCUGUCUCACAAAUGGAUUGUAACGUGCUGCGAGGCUCGGGCAUUGGAAUUGACGCAUCAGAGGCGCCCACAAUCCCUCCUGAGAUGAGCGACGGAGUAUAUUCUACAGGCAUGAUACACGACGAAUACGGUUCAAUAGAUUCGAUCCUGGGGGAUAAAGUAAGCGGCGUAGUGUAUACGUCAUCUGGAUGUUGUGCAGUGGGAGGGCAUGGAGGAAAUCAGUUCUUGGGCGUAGAUUGGCCGUUGAGCGCCGGGACACCUGAUAAAGUAAAACCCUACGCCGCCCGACCACGCCGCAAACGGGUGCGCUUAGACCCCGCUCAAUACUAG